Molossus molossus (Pallas's mastiff bat) is the source of this 1511-nucleotide messenger RNA. RefSeq names its product cystin 1 (gene CYS1). NCBI's taxonomy places the organism in Eukaryota, Metazoa, Chordata, Mammalia, Chiroptera, Molossidae. The record is from RefSeq and is a predicted model, not a curated record. The transcript has 3 exons. The coding region runs from base 1 to 486 and encodes 161 amino acids.
AUGGGCAGCGGCAGCAGCCGGAGCAGCCGGGCCCUGCGGCGGCUGCGCGGCCCCGACAGCCGGCCAGCGGGGCCCGGCGGGGCAGCCCGGGAGGACGCGACGGGGCCACUGGCCUCGGCGACGGCGGUGACCCCGGAGGCGACCCCGGAGGCAGCAGGGGCGGAGGCUGGGGGCGCGGCCGGCCCGGACGCCGCGACGCCCCUCGACAGCCGGGACGAAACCCUGCGCCUGCUGGACCAGCUGCUGGCCGAGUCGGCGGCCUGGGGCCCGGGGGAGCUGCCUUCGAGGGGCCCCACCCGGGCGCGGCCCGCCGCUGGCACGGGGAGCCGGGUGUCCCCAAAACAGAGAGCUGAGGACCACCCAGAGAGCAGCGUGUCUGAAGCCCCAGACAGUGGCCACAAGAGGCCAGAGAGGCAGUCGGUCAUCUUGUAUGACUACUCGGAGGAGGAGCUGAUGGCCAGCAUCGAGCAGGAGUACUGUCGCUGAGGCACCGCCAGCGCCUGCCCCACCUGACCAGCCUCUAGGAACCUGGGCUGGGGGUGCGCACCCCCCCGGCCCGCCCAGGGCCCGCGCUGGUAGCGGAGCCACUGCCAACAUGCAGUUACUCACGGAUCUUUCAAACCAGCCUUUUCCCAUCCAUAUUCAGACGGCCCCGAACAAGGCCAGCCGCCGGCUGGCAUGCCUGCUGGCAAGAGGUGGCCAGCGGUGCAAACCCAGACCAGGAGGCGUGCCGGUGCCGCGUGGGCAGGUGACCUCCACAGACGUGCCCUCCUCUCAACCCCGGGAGGGCCUGUCUGCCAGGUUCUGCUGGAGCCCACGUGCCUCCCCUUUCUGAUGGCUGCUCUCCGCCUGGGCUGGGGAGGGCUCCUCACGGAGUGGGCUCAGAACCGAUGUGGGGCCUCUGAUACAUCCCACAGCGCUUCAGCAAGGUUCCACUGUGAGGGUGCACCCCGGAGGUGUGCCCUGCCCAGCUGGAAGGGUCACCCUGAGUUCUGCAAGUGGAUCUCUGGAGAAGUUGUCAAAGUGCAGAUUCUGGUUCUGGGGGUCUGCGGUGGGCCCGAGUCCGCAUUUCUAACCAGCUCCCAGGUGAGAGCCAAGCUGCUGGCUCCCAGCCGCACCUGAGUAGCAAGGAUUGGGCGGAACCUUUAGGCCCCGGUGAUGGAGGCUGCUGAGAGCCCAGCCCGCCGGCCCCCCUGAAGGCGCAGCACUGGGCCCGAGGCCCCAGCUCUGACCCUCUCACGCUGGUUUGCAGCCACUUUUCCUCCCUGGGCCUGUUUCCCUCUCAGCUCCCAUGUUCCCAGCCUCCUGGGGCACAGAGCAACCCCCACCCCCACCCCCUCGGAGGAUGCCUGCCCGUCCCACCUGGAAAGGGCCUUCAGGGCCACCUGCUCUCACCUGGCCAGUGCCUGAUGGGUCUUCUCACUGGUGGAAGGUAACGGUCGCAGUGAGGCCAGAAGAGCCCGACAUUCCUGCUGACAAAUGAAAGGGCUGACUUGUUCAAUGGGGGGAAA